This is a messenger RNA of Odocoileus virginianus texanus, 6030 nucleotides long. RefSeq names its product ORAI calcium release-activated calcium modulator 2 (gene ORAI2). Gene Ontology annotation, molecular function: store-operated calcium channel activity. The record is from RefSeq and is a predicted model, not a curated record. Gene Ontology annotation, cellular component: membrane. Gene Ontology annotation, biological process: store-operated calcium entry. Lineage: Eukaryota; Metazoa; Chordata; Mammalia; Artiodactyla; Cervidae.
UCCAUGGGGUCGCAAAGAGUCAGAAACGACAGCAACUGAACUGACCUGAACCUCAGAUGUUACUCUGGAUCCCCACACUCCACCCUGCCACCACCAAUACCUUGAGAAACACUGGUUUGGCGCAUAGAAAGUACCAUCAUUAUUUUAAUUCUGUUUCAACAUUUAUCAUUUGAGGGGAAAAAAUUGAGUUAGAGGAGAGACGUUCUAUUGACUUUUGAAAAUAGGAACGUAACUAAACUUGGUUUAGUAACUAAACCAACAUAACUAAACUUGGUUUCCAAGGUUUAGAACGUAGCUAAACUUGGGUUUCCAAGGUGCGGGGAAGGAGGGCUGUGUGGAAACCGUUUCUUCCAUCAUCAUCCCUGGAAACAGGCACAGUUUCUCCUCCUCCCCUUUGGAAAUUAAUCUAUGUUUACUGUCCAGCAUACAUUACUAAAGUGAUCUACAACCUCUAUCUAAUAACAUAGAUCAGUAAGGAGAACCACCUGAGAAAUUAACCUGGGGCAAGUCCUCAGGCAAUUUUCCAUUUUCUUGUUCCCCAGAAUGUAGCAAAAAAAAAUUUUUGGCAGAGGGGGGCACGGCACAGCUGUGCUCUGACAGGCUUCUCAAGUUGUGGCACGCACUUGGGAUGUUGGUUCCCUGACCAGGAAUCAAACCCAUGUCCCCUGCAUUGGCAGGUGGAUUCUUAACCACUGGACCACCAGGGAAGAUCCUGCAGCAAACAUUGAGCAGACACUAGGCUGAAGUCCAAAGGGUUCCGAAGUGCACUUUGUUGGGCAACACAAUCCUCACCUUCAAGGACUCCGGGUCUGAUCGGGGACACAGACAAGAAAGGCAGGCCGGUGCCACUCGGGGUCCUGUGUGGGCAUGGGCCCCAGGCCUCCGGGAUGAGCAGAGGCUAGCUCAGAUCAGAAACUCAGAUCAGAGACUAGAGGUGACGAUGGCCUGAAUUAGAACAGACAUGAGGUGGGGAGAGCAAAAAUGAGGGGCUUGGGGGAUUUCAGAGACAUUUCAGAGGGAGAAUUCACAGGACCUGAAUUCUCCUUGUGGGGUCAGGAUCUAUAGAGUUCUGCGAAUCUACAGAGUUACCAGCUGUGCCAGGCGACAGGGAACCAGGAGGUGGAGCAGGUAUGUGAGGGAAAGAUGAGGACGCUAGCUGUGGGCGGGGUGAGGCCGGGGGCCUGGGACACAUCCUGCUGGGAAGAGAUCAGGGUUGUAGGUGAUGAUACGGGAGCCCUCAGGCGAAACGGUGAGUGGGUGAGAAAACUCCAGGAGAAGUGUAGAGAGAGGGACCUGGACAGGAUCCUGAGAAACACCAGUAUCUAGUGGACACACGGAAGAAGAGAAGCCCGCGCAGGGUGCGGGGGAGAGUCUGGUGGGCUCACCAGAGAAGGAAGGAGGGUAUCCGGGUGGAAGGAGGGGGACACAGGGACAGACGGCAGUGGCUGGGACAUCUGGAUUUAGCAGCACAAAGGGCCGUGACUCCAGGUGGCUGAGGAAGAAACGCAGGAAGUGAUGACAGCUCUCUGAGGAAUUUAUAGUCUGAAGCGCAGGGGAGAGGCAACAGGAGUGGAAAGGAGACUGAGAGAAAGAUGGGUGUCAGCAGGGUCGGGGGAGUGCUGGGGACUGAGUGAGGAGGAGGGUCAGAAAGCAGGGUAUCUGAAUUUAAGAGUUCACACUGGGAAUUCCCCAGCAGUCCAGUAGUUAGGACUCGGCGCUUUCGCUGCCAGGGUCCCGCGUUCGAUCCUCGGAAGUUCACAGAGGGUGAUAAGUGCUGGGCUUUAGGAGUGAAUGGUCAAGGGGACAGACCUUGUCUCCAUGUCAGGGAGAUACACUGUCCACGCCAGCUGGGAGGCCAUCCUGGCUAGGAGCUGGGGGAGGGAGGAAGACAGCAAGGAUCACAGUGUUCACAGAAAGAAGGGUCACAGUGGGGGUCACAGAGGAUGAGGUCACCAGCAUGGGGAUGACCUCUGGGAUGCGCCUCCCAGAGUUGCCUUUUUCAAAUGUGGGGUGGCCAAGGCCUCAGCAAAGGAGGUGACUUGCCAGACCACCAGCCAGGGGAGUGUCAGCACAGACUGGAACCCAAACCUCCCCGCUGAGCGGCUAGUACUAUGCACCUUGACCUGAACCACCUCAGCCUCUGCGUAACCCCCACUCAGCAACCUGGGCACCUGAGUGCGCUCUGCAACUUGAGUUACCCAUAUGCACUUCCUGAAAAGACCGUUCCUGUUUGAAUGUCUGGGUUACAAAACCGGAGAGUUCACCGUUCCCAGUGAGAGGUUCCCUGCAGCCUGGAACGGAAGCAGCCAGAGGCACUGCGGAAACUUCUCCCCCAGCGCUCUGCCCACCAAGCAUGCCGCACUCGGCCUGGCCCCCACCAUGAGCGCCGAGCUCAACGUGCCUGUGGACCCCUCCGCUCCCGCCUGCUCGGAACCCGGCCAUAAGGGCAUGGAUUACCGGGACUGGGUCCGCCGCAGCUACCUGGAACUGGUCACCUCCAACCACCACUCUGUACAGGCGCUCUCCUGGAGGAAGCUCUACCUGAGCAGGGCCAAGCUAAAGGCCUCCAGCCGGACGUCAGCGCUCCUCUCGGGCUUUGCCAUGGUGGCCAUGGUGGAGGUGCAGCUGGAGACGCAAUACCAGUACCCGCGGCCGCUGCUUAUCGCCUUCAGCGCCUGCACCACGGUGCUGGUGGCCGUGCACCUGUUCGCCCUGCUCAUUAGCACGUGCAUCCUGCCCAACGUGGAGGCCGUGAGCAACAUCCACAACCUCAACUCCAUCAGCGAGUCUCCGCACGAGCGCAUGCACCCCUACAUCGAGCUGGCCUGGGGCUUCUCCACCGUGCUGGGCAUCCUGCUCUUCCUGGCCGAGGUCGUGCUGCUCUGCUGGAUCAAGUUCCUGCCCGUGGAUGCGCGCCACCAGCCGGGCCCCCCGCCCGGCCCCGGCGGCCACACGGGCUGGCAGGCUGCCCUGGUGUCCACCAUCAUCAUGGUGCCCGUGGGCCUCAUCUUCGUGGUCUUCACCAUCCACUUCUAUCGCUCGCUGGUGCGCCAUAAGACCGAGCGGCACAACCGCGAGAUUGAGGAGCUGCACAAGCUCAAGGUGCAGCUGGACGGGCACGAGCGCAGCCUGCAGGUGGUGUGAGCGCAUGCGCUCCCAGGCGCGGCCGCCGCUGCGUCUGCGUCACUUGGCGUGGACCGGAACUCGCCUGCCUCCUGGACAGUUUCAGACACGCGGAGGGCCCAUAGGGCCACCGAGUCACUCCCAGACGGUUCGAGACCAAAGUUCUACUCCUGUCUUAAUGCUGUUAAGACCUGGCUCGUUUUCCCUCGGAAGAUGGACCUCUUCAGUUAAAGGGGAGACUGAUGGCCAAGAGCUGAGGGCAAAGAAAGACUGAGUCCUUGGCCCUGGGGACUUCCAGAGGCAAGGAGGCCGGGCUCUGGGUUGUAAGGGGUGGUCACGGGUCCCCUUGGAGACUUGGACUAAGUGACCAGCUUGGGGCGGGAGCCUGGCAGGGGCCUAUAGAGUCAGGGCAGCAUCCUGAGUUCAGGGAAGGGAUUGUACCCUGAUUCCGGAGCUGGGCUGGUGGCAGCCCGGGGGCAUGAGUGAUGAUACCACCCUGCUAUGAAUAGAUGGGGCGCAGGAUUAACAGCUUGGCCUGGUGCUUCCCUCCCUGCCCUGGAGGGAGUUGGGUGGCCUGGCUCCUGGGGCAGGUGAGGGCGGGGAGGCAGGAACCUGGGUAGAGCAAGUCAAUACAGCAAGUGCAUCAGACUAGUUAGGUCUUGGAUGAGAUGUCCAAGGUCUGAGGCCAGCGGGGUCGGGAGGCCUAUCUCUGGGCAUCCCAGGUGAGGUGCCCACUUGAGGGGGCUAACAGGGAUGGCCUGAAGCAGCCUGAGCUCAAAUUCUCUCUUCCCAGACAGCAGGAUCCCUGGCCACACUGACCCAGCGAGGCCGCCAGGUUGGGGAAGAGGCCCACAGUCCAGAGACGUCCUCUCAACCCCAGAUGGUCCCCUGAGCUGUCAGCCCUCCGAGCUGUGAAUACGGAGGGCAGGACACUGGCCAGGCAGCUGAACUCACCCAUCUCCCUGCUGCCUGUGGCCCCGGCUGUGGGAGGGGGUGGCCUGGGGGACUUCCUGUCUAGACAAGGCCGUGGCCUGGCCUGGUCCGUGGGUGGUGGUGUCAGAGGCCAGCCCUGGCCACAUGUGGGUUCUGCUUAUGACAGCAGGGAGACUGAGGUCCCGUGUAGCGCUCCCUGGGGGCCCCCCAGGUCUUCCAGCCACACCCACAGGCCCAGCUCAUACUUCUACACAGCCGUGCACAGGUGUGGGUUCUGGUGUUUUCAAGAAGGGCAUCUGGUAGACCUCAGCCCAUGUCCUGGGGUAGAACUCAUACAUGCUACAGCUCAGCUUAUCUGUGAGCUUGCUGUGCUCUGAGCUGCUUUUAAGAACCACAUGUACCAUACUGGCCAGCAGCCAUCAGAAAGGGGUGCCUUUUCUUUUGUUUCCACAGUCAUCAGACUUCAUGUUCCGAUGGCAUUUCUGUCCACAGCCUAGUAGCUCUGUGAUGUCUGGGUUGUGAGUGCCAAGAAAUGCUGGUGGGCCUUCCAAGGUUUCUGAGACUGUGACAUACUGUUGAGAAUGUAAACCUUAACAUAUCACUCUGAAAUGCUGAGUACCACCAGUGCAAGUCGUGGCAUUUACGGGGAGCCUGGACGUCGUGUCCUGCGGGGCCAGAGGUGAGCCCUGGCGCCUUCUGAAGGGCGUGUCCCUCAUGCUGACAUCCUCUGCCGACAUCGGUCGUGACUUGCUUGCAUCCUGGCGCAUGUCUCCUUUCCUCUCCUGGAGCCUUGUUGAAAAGGCUCGUCUGUCUCCUUUCCUCUCCUGGAGCCUUGUUGAAAAGGCUCGUCUGGUUUAAUGUGUUUGCUUUGUGCAAGAAUGUCAGUGUCACUGCAAGACCGCGACAGUGUGUCCUGGUAGGGACCAGACAGGCUGGCUCCUCCCCACUGCUGGAAGCAGGCAGCAGCCCCUUCCUCUAGUCUGAGCCUUUUGAGAGGGGCCUCACGGGGCUGACUGCGACCCGCUUCACUGGGCCGCCUGGUGCCCCCUCCCGUGAGCCAGGCCCAUGGCGUGCCCAGCUUCCCAAAUCAUGGCAAGCACACCCCAGGUGUCAGCCAGGAGCCCACUGUUAACGCCUGGCCCGUGGCGGUGGUGGGAGGGGGGGCUUCCUAACCUGGCCACAUCAGGGUCGGACACUAGGUGCCAGGGACAGUGCCACACGGGUAGGGAAGAUGCCACAUGACAUAUUUUAGACACUGAUUAGGAGAACAAUGUUCUUGUAAUUUAUUUUCAUCCAGCGAGUUUUCUUGGCUCCAGCCUUUCUAGUUCCCAGAGGUGUGGGGCAAACAGUUUCUGUGAGAACAGAGAUGACGGUGGGUUGGGGACUGGCGAUGGGGGUCCCCUCAGGGCAGCCCAGAGCGUCCUCUGGGGCUGGAGAGUAAGCUACUAUUUGGAGCUGCAGCAGGGCAGUCUCGGAAGGAGAGGGAAGCAUAUUUACAGGCUAGAAAUUCGGUUUCUGGAGGUUUAACCUGAUUGUGAAGAGGGUUCUGAGUACAGUGGCCUCUCCAUGGUGAGAAGAGCCAGUGUGGGCUUGCCCUAUUUUCCUCUGAAAGGAGCCUUCCUGGUGCUCAUAAAACAAAUGCCCGCAGAUACACAGAGGCCGUUUCCAAAGUGGAACACAAUCUCCAUUUAGUACCUGACCAGAAGCAAACGCAAGGGUUUCUAUUUUGGACAAACUGCCAGGGCAGAAUGUAUUUCAGUGUCUUCUAGGGAAAUCCGUGCAGGACAAAACCACGCAAGCCUGAGUGGAUUGAGGCUCAUUUACAGACCUUAUCUGUCUUCUGCUGAGAAAUGCACUACGCAUGAUGUCAUGGAGACCACAUGUGGUGUAUGCAACCCCCCCCCCCAUCCUGUAUAUGGAGUUUUUAAAAACAGUUGCCCUGGAGUGAACUGAAUAAAUAAAGCUAUAACCUGC